AUGGUCAACAUCAUCCAGCCGAAAAUCGAUCCCCUGCCUACGGGCAUUGACCUAACGGGUAAAACCGUUGUCGUUACCGGUGCGAGUGCUGGAAUGGGUCUAGAAACAACCAGACAGCUGUUGCGGCUGCGCGCUUCGACUGUGAUUCUCGCUGUGCGUAAUGUCGCCAAAGGCGAGGCCUGCGCAACGUCCCUCCGCCAGGACCGUCGCAUUCAAACCCACAACCCCAAUCCGACGAUCAAGGUCAUGGCUCUUGAUGUGGAUGAUUACGCCAGCGUACGGAAGUUCACAAAGCAGCUUCGCGAAGAGAUUCCGGUGGUCCAUCUCCUCAUUCUCAAUGCAGGUAUCGGUCUGCUGAAGCUAGAACGCAGCCCAAGUGGCCAUGACCGGACCACCCAAGUCAACUACUACUCUAACGUUUUACUGAUUGCUGAGCUCCUGCCGUAUCUUGAGGCUGGUGCGGAGAAGACCGGCUCCCCCGCACGCAUUAGCUGGGUUGGCAGUCGCGCGCAGGAGAGCACAAGCCUCGAGAAGAAAGCUCCUAUCAAGCCCGGUGAGGGUGUGCUUGAGCAUAUGGACAAGGACGAGUUUUUCGUCCCGUUCCAGCGCUAUGGAGACUCGAAGCUACUUUGCGCAAUGUUCAUGUACAGCCUGGCCCCGCGGGUGGAUCCUAGGAAAGUCGUCAUCAACAUGAUGUGCCCGGGUAUGGUGAAUACUAGCAUGAGCGAUGUUUUACCCCUGCCUUUGCGCUUAAUUGUGAACGUUGUCAAGUCGUUUCGUGCCAGGCCUGUUGAGGUGGGUGGCUGGAUUAUCCUGCAUAGUGCACUGGUGGUAGGCCCUGAGUCCCACGGCAAGUUCUUGGGCGACAAGGCCAUCGAAGAGAAAGGGGCGUUCAUCCAGUCACCAGCGGGCCAGGAGAUUCAGAAGAAACUGUGGGAUGAGACAAUUGCAGAGAUGGGCAAAUUGACGACCCUUCCUUUUGAGCUCAAAUAG
Molecule: messenger RNA, 993 nt
Organism: Penicillium vulpinum
Lineage: Eukaryota; Fungi; Ascomycota; Eurotiomycetes; Eurotiales; Aspergillaceae
Exons: 2
Coding region: 1-993 (330 amino acids)
Source: RefSeq, a predicted model, not a curated record